Clarias gariepinus (North African catfish) is the source of this 993-nucleotide messenger RNA. Its product is annotated as trace amine-associated receptor 13c-like. Gene Ontology annotation, biological process: G protein-coupled receptor signaling pathway. Gene Ontology annotation, cellular component: membrane. Lineage: Eukaryota; Metazoa; Chordata; Actinopteri; Siluriformes; Clariidae. Gene Ontology annotation, molecular function: trace-amine receptor activity. The record is from RefSeq and is a predicted model, not a curated record. The transcript has a single exon. Bases 1 to 993 code for a protein of 330 amino acids.
AUGAAUCUUACAGAGUUCAACCAGUCCGAUCACUGUGUCCAAUUAUUUUGUCCAGAGAGAUCUGUAUCUUCUGCACUUUAUUUCUUAUUGUAUGUGUGUGCAGCUGCCAUGGUUUUUCUUACAGUGUGUGGAAAUCUGCUCGUCAUCAUCUCAGUUUUUCACUUCAAGCAGCUUCACACACCAACGAACACACUUGUGCUCUCUCUGGCUCUGUCAGAUUUCCUUGUUGGUGUGUUAGUGAUGCCAUCAAUGUUAAUAUGGAUAAUCGAAUCAUGCUGGAUUUUUGGAACAGAUUUUUGCAUAUUUUUUUCAUUUAUCAGUGGUUUACUCAUGAACCUAUCAAUCUAUAAUAUUUCUAUGAUCUCUGUUGACAGAUAUUUGGCUCUUUCAAACCCAUUUCUCUACACAAACACAAUCUCAAGAAGGACCAUGUGCACUGUGGUUUAUUCUAACUGGUGUGCAUGCCUGACAUAUAUGACAGCGAUCUAUUAUUUUAAUGGAGGCUUAAUGACUUCUGUGCUCUGUCCCGGAGAGUGUUUUUACUUUCUAAAUGAGGUUUGUUCUAUAAUAGAUCUUGUUGUUUCAUUUAUUUUUCCACUUUCUGUCAUAAUCAUAUUGUAUACUCGAGUUUUUAUAAUUGCUAAGAAACAUGCCACUGCUAUCAGAGAGCUUAAUAAUCACACACGGCCUAAAUCACAGAAGGUCACCUCACACUUGACUAAAUCUGAAAGGAAAGCAGCUAAAGUCCUCGGCAUUUUAGUGUCUGUGUUUUUGAUAUGUUUACUUCCAUAUUUUAUUUAUAGUUUAUUAGGUGAAAUUGUUGACCUGCAGUUGCAAAUAUUUCAGAAAGUUUUGAUCAUGUCAUAUCUUAAUUCCACAAUUAAUCCGGUUAUUUAUGCUUUGUUUUACCCGUGGUUUAGAAAAUGUGUUAGAUUAAUUCUAUCUCUGAAAAUAUUUCAUACAGACUCUGCAUUAAUAAAUAUUCUUUCAUAA